Penicillium canariense is the source of this 699-nucleotide messenger RNA. RefSeq names its product EXPERA domain-containing protein. Gene Ontology annotation, cellular component: endoplasmic reticulum; membrane. Bases 1 to 699 code for a protein of 232 amino acids. The record is from RefSeq and is a predicted model, not a curated record. The transcript has 4 exons. Lineage: Eukaryota; Fungi; Ascomycota; Eurotiomycetes; Eurotiales; Aspergillaceae. Gene Ontology annotation, molecular function: steroid Delta-isomerase activity; C-8 sterol isomerase activity; cholestenol delta-isomerase activity. Gene Ontology annotation, biological process: sterol biosynthetic process.
AUGGCAGAUAUUGUACAACACGUCGAGGCGUCGCACUUGAUGCCACACAAUUACUAUCCGCCUUCCGUCUCCCUGCCUCACUAUGUGAGCAAUGAAAGCUCAGUGAUUUCACUUAUUGCUCAGUUUGGCGUUUUAUGCGCAGCUGUCAUAGGGAUUGCCUUUGUGGCCAUAUGUCGCAUGCGACCAUCGGCGACUUUAUCAGACCAGGUUGCUUUUGUUUGGAUGUGCCUGACUGGAUUUGUCCAUCUUUUCUUUGAAGCACAUUUCGUUAUCCACCAUAAAGAAAUUGCGGGCUCUCAGGCGUUAUUCAGCCAGCUUUGGAAAGAGUAUUCGCUAUCUGAUUCUCGUUACUUGACUUCUGACACAUUUCUCGUUUGCAUGGAAGCAGUUACCGCAUUUGCGUGGGGCCCCUUGGCUUUCUUUAUCGCCUACUGCAUUGUUGUAAAUCAUCCCGCCCGAUAUGGCCUGCAAAUUGUCUUGUCGCUUGGCCAAGUUUAUGGCGAUAUUCUCUAUUAUGCCACAAGUUUGCUUGACAUAUCAUACUGCCGACCAGAGGGAUACUACUUCUGGUUCUAUUAUUUCUUUUUCAACUUCAUCUGGAUGGUGAUUGGCUGUUACUACACAACACAAGGCAUAGUCAAGGUUUCGGAGGCUUUCAAGAAGAUUGAAGAAAUUGAUGUUGAUCGCAAGGUGCGAUAG